UCGCCCAUCCAUCCAUCCAUCGAAAUCUCUCUCUCUCUCUCCUCGCCGCCGCCUCCUCCUCCUUCCGCCGCGUUUCAAAAAUUUUCUCUUCCUCCGCUCCAAAACCCUACCCACCAGCCCCACUCAACCCGCCGGCAGAUCCGGGCGCGGCCCCGCGGGGGAGACCAUCGCCGAGGGCAAGGGAUCGUGCUGUUCUCUGGGGGUGGGGGGACGCGCGGAUGGAGGCGCAGGCCACGGCGGCGGUGAAGGAGGCGCUGGCGGCGCUGUACCACCACCCCGACGACGCCACGCGCACCGCCGCCGACCGGUGGCUGCAGCAGUUCCAGCACACGCUCGACGCGUGGCAGGUAGCCGACAGCUUACUUCACGAUGAAAGCAGUAAUCUGGAGACUCUGAUCUUCUGUUCUCAAACCCUCAGAAGCAAGGUACAAAGGGACUUUGAAGAAUUACCUUCAGAAGCUUUUCGUCCAUUACAAGAUUCUCUAUACGCAUUGCUGAAAAAAUUUAGUAAAGGACCACAAAAAGUUAGAACACAGAUUUGCAUUGCAAUGGCUGCUCUUGCUGUGCAUGUACCUGUAGAGGACUGGGGAGGUGGUGGUAUUGUGAAUUGGCUAAGUGAUGAAAUGAAAUCUCAACAAGAUUUUAUCCCAAGCUUCCUUGAGCUGCUAAUUGUUUUGCCACAGGAAUGUUCUAGUCAUAAAAUAGCAGCUCGUCCUGAAAGGCGCAGACAGUUUGAGAAUGACCUUCGUUCAUCAGCCGAAGUUGCACUUAGCCUAUUGACUGCUUGCUUGGGUAUUGAUCAGCUAAAAGAACAGGUUCUUGAGGGUUUUGCUUCUUGGCUUCGUUUCUGUCAUGGAAUCUCCGCAUCUAAUCUUGCUUCGCAUCCUUUGGUUUAUACGGCGCUUUCUUCGUUGAACUCUGACCAAUUUUUGGAGGCAGCUGUAAAUGUUACUUCAGAAUUGAUACAUUUUACGGUAUCCCGUGAAUCUAAUGGCAUAACCGAACAGAUUCCACUGAUUCAAGUUCUCAUUCCUUAUGUCAUGGGUCUCAAGGAGCAACUCAAAGAUUCUUCUAAGGAUGAAGAUGAUGUAAAAGCUAUUGCCCGUCUAUUGGCAGACAUGGGUGAUUCUUAUGUCGAGUUGAUUGCAACAGGUUCUAAUGAUGCCAUGCAGAUAGUGAAUGCAUUACUGGAAGUUACUUCUCAUCAAGAAUUCGACAUCUCCUCCAUGACAUUUAAUUUCUGGCAUCAUCUUAUGCGUAACCUGACUGAUAGGAGUUCGUAUGAAUCAUAUGGAUCUGAAGUCUCAAUCAACGCUGAGAGAAAUAGAAGAUUACAAAUAUUCCAUCAUCCGUACGAAAUUCUUGUAUCUCUGGUAAGUUUCCGAGUUGAAUAUCCUGAGCUCUACCACACCUUCUCAGAGGAAGACCAAAGGGAUUUCAGACAUUCCAGAUACGCGGUUAGUGAUGUAUUACUUGAUGCAACUGAUGUCCUUGGAGGUGAUCCGACACUAAAAAUACUUUUCAUGAAGCUGAUUCAGGCAUGUGGAAAUGGACAGAACCAAAAAUGGCAACCUGUAGAGGCUGCUCUGUUCUGUAUACAAGCCAUAGCUAAGUCAGUUUCUGUUGAAGAAAAGGAAAUACUACCUCAGGUCAUGUCACUGCUUCCCAGCUUUCCUCAUCAAGAGCAGUUGCUGCAAACAGUUUGUUCACUCAUUGGAGCAUUUUCAAAAUGGAUUGAUGCUGCCCCAUCUGAACUGUUGAUACUACCACCUUUGGUUGAUAUUCUCAACAAGGGUAUGAGUACAUCAGAGGAUACAGCUGCAGCUGCUUCUGUGGCAUUCAAAUAUAUAUGUGAAGACUGUAGGAGAAAGUUCUCUGGUUCAUUGGAUGGUCUUUUCCAGAUCUACCAAAUUGCAUUAAGUGGAGUUGGUGGUUACAAGGUUUCUUCAGAGGACUCAUUGCAUUUGGUUGAAGCCCUAAGUGUGGUUAUCAUGACGCUCCCACCAGACCAUGCUCAAAGAGCACUGGAGUUAAUCUGCCAACCAGUAAUUAAUCCCUUGCAGGAAAUAAUCCAGCAAGGAGAUACAGUUCUUCAGCAAGUUCCUGUUCGGCAAUUAACCUUGCAUAUAGACCGAUUAUCAUGCAUUUUUAGCCGUGUGAAACUUCCACAAGUAGUUGCUGAGGCUGUCAAUAGAUAUUGGCCGACAUUGAAAAGUAUUUUUGAUAAACGGGCAUGGGAUACACGAACCAUGGAGUCUUUAUGUCGAUCUUGCAAAUUUGCUGUAAGAACAUGUGGGAGGUUUAUGGGAUUCACCAUUGGUGCAAUUCUUGAAGAAAUCCAAACUCUGUAUCAACAACACAAUCAAGCUUGCUUCCUUUACCUGUCGAGUGAAGUUAUUAAGAUAUUUGGGUCUGAUCCAGCAUGUGCAAACUAUCUUGCAAGUCUGAUACAGGCGCUUUUUGGCCAUACAAUACAGCUCCUUCGAACUAUUCAAGAUUUUACAGCUAGACCAGAUAUAGCUGAUGAUUGCUUCCUUCUAGCAUCAAGAUGUAUUCGAUACUGUCCAGAUUUGUUUGUACCUACAGAGAUGUUUCCGAGAUUGGUUGACUGUGCAAUGGCUGGUAUAACUAUACAGCACAGGGAAGCAUGCAAGUCUAUAUUAUCUUUUCUCUCUGAUGUCUUUGAUCUUGCAAAAUCAUCCGAGGGAGAAAAGUACCGAGAAUUAAUAAACACAAUUAUACUUCAGCGGGGUGCAGUACUUACUAGAAUAAUGGUUGCUUCCUUAACAGGGGCACUACCAUUUAGUCGCUUGGACGAGGUCUCUUUUGUUCUGGUGUCCCUUAGCAGAUCAUUUGGUGGGAACAUGUUGAAUUGGGCAAGGGAAUGUAUUACCCUCAUACCAUCACAAGCACUGACAGAUUCAGAACGUUCAAGAUUCUUGCAUAUUGUAUCUGAUGCUUCAUCAGGAUCUAGUCUUGGUUCCAUAACAGAUAGAUUUGCAGAAAUCUCAGAAGUCUGUCGAAGAAACAAAACUGUACAAGACAUGGUUCAAGCCGCUUUGCGGCCACAUGACUUGUCCUUCACAGUUGUCCCACAACCAUUGUGAUGACAGGAUAUUUAUACAAGACCAAUGGAAAGUCCAUGGCAGUUCAUGUUUAGUCAGUGUUGAUUCAUGCCUCCACAGCAUCGUCCGAUCGUUUUUCCUACUUCAUACAGGUUUGAGUUGCGGCGCCAUACUGUUCAGAUUUCUUCAGAGGAUAGAUAGGUUAGUCGGUCACUGUAAUUCUUUUGUAUCUCGUCACUGUACAUGUUCCAUGCAUUCUGUAUCUGGGAGGGAAGUUGUGUUGUAUUAUGUCAAAAAAGGAAUGGGUAUACAUACAUCACUGGGGGAUCACACGAAUGGUGAUCCUGCCUUGAGGCCUCAUUUUUCAAUGGCCGGCCAGCUUGCUUUUCAGUUUAGAUGGCCUUCAAUUUUUUAUUUAUUAUGAAGACAUCCUCAAA
Molecule: messenger RNA, 3502 nt
Organism: Oryza brachyantha (malo sina)
Lineage: Eukaryota; Viridiplantae; Streptophyta; Magnoliopsida; Poales; Poaceae
Product: transportin MOS14
Exons: 27
Coding region: 219-3107 (962 amino acids)
Biological process (GO): protein import into nucleus
Cellular component (GO): cytoplasm; nuclear membrane
Molecular function (GO): small GTPase binding
Source: RefSeq, a predicted model, not a curated record